AUGGCUGACGGGCUUUGUGAGUCACCACUCCGUCGAGGGGAGCUGAUUGGACAUUAGGUGGGCGGUCGGUCUGGCGGUUCUCCUUCUUCCUCACCGAGUAAACUCGGCGUCGGGCCAUCUCCGUGCGGGCUUCUUAAGUCCGGUGUGGUUGUUUGGUCCUGAGCUCUACGAUUGUGAUGACGUAGGACUUUGUAAGCUGCAGGAAGGUCCAGAUGCAUGUUGAUAGAGUGGGCAUCGGAGAACAACGCCUCGAGAGUUAGCCGUUCUGUUUUUGUGUUGCCUCGGCCUAAGAUGGUAGCCCUCUGAAGGUCAGAAGUAUACCCCGUUUCUCCAACGUGUGUUGCUAGUUGAGAGUCUGGGCCUCACCUCGGAGUGGCCGAUUUGUGUUCUUGUAGGCGAGUUUGCAAUUUCCGCCCGGCUUUGCCCACAUAGUUGCAGUCGCCCUCAUUGCAAUUUAUUUCGUAGAUGACCGCUGAGGUUUCAGCGGGUGGCAAUGGGUCCUUAGGUUGCAUCAGGCGACGUCGAAUUGUUGCUUGUGGUCGAUGGGCUAUGCCUACUAUGGUGGGUUGUGGCAGUCGCGAGACCGCUUCAGAGACCCCUUUAACGUAAGGAAUGGCCCUCCAGACUUCGGGUUGCCGCUCAUUUGACCUAACGUCUGCUUCUCUCGAUGAAAUGCCUGGGAUAACCAUUGGGUGCAUUUUACGCUUUGACAAUGAAGAGAUGACCCAGCUCUUCGAAACGUCAGCACUUAAAUAAACUUCUUGCGGAGAGCCUAUCUUCGUCUUCAGAUAAUCAACCCGGAUAUCUCAACUUUGCCAAUGACUACUUACGAACUUCAGACUUUCUUCUUCCGAAUCUGCGAGACAGUGAGGCGCUGACAAUGGAAACUGUUCCACAAAUUUUGGCAUUUCUAUCUACCUCUCCUCCUGAACGUCCGAUAGAGAUGCGCGGCAUCGUCAGGCCGACUUUGCCGUACUCGCAACUUCACCGGACUCUCCUGCCUAUCACCCUAAGACUUCUCCGCCACCCUGAAUGCCCAGUCUACACCGUAAUCUCGUUCCAACACGGCCGCCGCCUAUUGGUAUCACACCACUUCUCGUAAGUCGUAAUGAGAAAAUGUGUAGCUCCUUAGCUCUUCUUAAUAAGCAGCCAAUUUCUGCGCUACCGUACAUUACGUAAGACUCCGUAAUUAUGCACAAACCGUCCAUCCGCAGGUCUUCUAAAACAUAACACAGAAACACAGUAAUGGGUGGCUUUAAUCGGACGCGUGGAUUGUCUUCGUAAAAAAUAAAAUAGUGCAUACCCAGUUUCGAAAGCAUCAAAAACCUGAGUUCACAAAUAGAAUACAAUAGAAUAAAAUAGAAUACAAAUACAGGCGUUGCACAUAGUCUUGGAUACAGCCGAAUUACCCUCACUAGACGCGAGACAACAAUCAGCAUUCUAAAGUUUUUGAUAUAAAUUCAAAAAUUUCGGUCAAGAUACUGGUCAGAACGAUGACAAGGUAAUUUACAUAAGCAGACAUUUUGGCCUGUCAACAAGUCAUCAUAACAAGUUCGUCUGUCGCAGGCGACAAGUGCAACCGCUGGCCAGCAAGGAUGCUGCGGUGACUGGCGCAUGGGGCAGAUCGCAGUAACGCAGAUUUGUGACGCAUCUACCUCGCUCACGCCUCGUACAACCACCUCUGCCAAGAGGUCUUGAUGACUCAAGGUUAAAUUGGAGCAUGGACGUGGGUGGCGUGAAGUCUCCGCCUAAUUCCUGUUCCAUGCAAACGUCAAAGAGGCGCCGGUUAGAAACAGGGACGCAUUUUUGGAGGCUUUUUGCAAUAGAAACACGCAGGCGCACGAUGCAAGAUGGGAGUCGGCUCGAAAAGCGUAUCAUUCACCACAAAUAAAUACAAAGGGAUGGUGCCCUCAACGUGCACUUGUUGCCUCCUCCUUAUUUGUCCGCGCUAGUGGACGACAUCGCUCAUUGUCUUAAAGAAAUAAUCUCCUGACUGCCCAUUAGGUGACUAGUGUUGGUUCAUCGACUGGUCUCGUAUGCAUACUUACGACGGAAUAGCCCCUUAAAGUGCGCGCAGAUAGCGGAAGGAAGAAAGACAGUGUUGGAAAAUAUUGACCAGGGACCCCGACAACAGCGCCUUCAGGCCCAGCGAAAUGGUUUCGCGGAUGGCCAAACAGAUCAAUGCCUCACAAGUAUAAUCGGCCACAACGAGAGAAGAGAGACGAGGUUGUUCCUGAUGACUCGGGCUUAGGCAUCCUUGUACCUAUCCUCAGGAAGGGAGAUAAGAGGAGAUGCGAGAGCUACCGCGGCAUAAGCCUCAUCGACGUAGCUGCGAAGAUCUUCGCUAUUGUCCUACUCAGGCUACUCCAGGCUAAGCGUGACUCAAGGACGAGGCCCAAUCAAGCCGGAUUUCGUACUGGACGUGGAUGAGCGCACCAGGUAUUUACACUAAGGCGCAUUCUCGAAUUUCGCCAUAGCUACCAACAACCGACGGCCGUCUGCUUCAUUGACUUUGCCGCCGCGUUCGAUUCCGUUCAUGGUGAGUCCCUCUGGCAGAAAAUGGCGCUAGAUGGUAUACCGGCAAAAAUCCUCACCAUGAUCAAGGUCUAUUAUCGCUCCAGUACUGCGAGAGACCUGGUCAGCAACAAUCUAUCCCAGCCGUUCGGUAUUCGGUUUGGCGUUCGACAGGGUUGUGUCCUGUCACCCAUUCUGUUCAACUAUGCUAUUAACUGGAUCCUCGAGAGGGCCGUACAGGAGGGUGAAAACGUUGAGUUUGCACCCGGACACCGACCGACUGAUCUUGACUAUGCCGAUGAUAUCACCUUACUUGGUUCAGGUUUUAGUGAUCUGCAAUCUAUGGUUUAACGGGUGAACGAGGUCGCUAAAUCAGUCGGUUUAACAAUAAACGCUGAGAAGACUAAACCGUUUUCAAGCUGCAUCCUUGACCAGGAGAAGGCCCUCCUCGGGAUUGAUGGCUGUCAACUACUACUACUACUACUACUACUACUACUACUACUACUACUACUACUACUACUACUACUACUACUACUACUACUACUACUACUACUACUACUACUACUACUACUACUACUACCUGCAGCCGUCUUUUUCUUCUCCAUAG
This is a messenger RNA of Spirometra erinaceieuropaei, 3121 nucleotides long. Lineage: Eukaryota; Metazoa; Platyhelminthes; Cestoda; Diphyllobothriidea; Diphyllobothriidae. The record is from the annotation of a GenBank genome assembly.